This is a messenger RNA of Effrenium voratum, 1938 nucleotides long. The record is from the annotation of a GenBank genome assembly. Lineage: Eukaryota; Dinophyceae; Suessiales; Symbiodiniaceae.
AUGCUGCCGCCCAAGGUGGAGCACUUUGUGAACCCGCGGGAUGCCUGGUGCGCCUGGGGCAUCUGGUGGGCCCUGCUGGCCUUGUACCUGGUGUAUGCAGCCUUCAGCACAGCAAACCUUCUCGAGGAGCUCAAGACGUGCGAGAAGGUGGAGACUGAGGAGAAGAUCAUGCCCCUUCCUCAUCCCUCCUUCGACGUGUGUGAGACCUCCUCCCUCAGCAAGGAGCUCUCGCUGCUUCCCUUCGUGAGGGUGAAGUUGGAGACAGGUUGGUUCAGCAAGGACGGUUUGGAGGGAUGGCCAGAUGAGCCAGUGGCAGCGUCGGAGCCCUAUGCAUUUGAUGAUGAGUUCACCUGCAAGCGCUACACCUUUGUCAGCCGUGCUCCGAAAGCUGCGUCCGUGACGUACUACACGUUUUUUGUGGGUGUGCAGGAACCGGUCCCCGAACAGCUCUACCGCAUCGACGGCAGAUACAUAGCAGGCCUUAUGUUCCGCCCAUCCCUGUCAGCCAAUGCCACCAACUCCUUCGCGAUGCAGGAAGAGAGAAUGCUCCGCAUGUACGUGCCCAGCUGGAAGGUCCCUGGCUACCGGCACGUGACCCUCUCCGCCACCCCGGCUCUUGCCAAGUGGCAGGAUACCAUCGGGGGCCGCAUGGGCGCGCCCUGUGAGGACACCUUCUACUUUGCGGACAUGAAGCUGGUCCCGGGGCCGUUGCAGCUGACCUCCGGAAAUCGCACGGGGAAUCUCACGUCCAACCGGUACACGUUGAAGAUGGCGUUGGAUCUGCCACACCGGACGGUCGAAGUGAAUACUCACGUGAACGACGUUGUGAAGUCGGGGCUGAACUGGAUCGGGCAGCUGGCGGCGGCCACUGCCAUCUUCAAGCUGGUGGCCACCUUGUUCCCAUCCAUUGAGAAGGACAGCCUGCGUCUGUUCAUGCAGCUUCCCUGGCUGGGACUGGGCUGGAAGGACUCCGAACUGGAUCCUUUGAUGCCCUGCACCUUCCGCACGUUCCUGGUGGCCGUUCAUUCGGCUCACCAGCACCGGACCUUCAACCAACGCGUGCAGACCCCGGAGGUGCGCCUGGACAUCUGCGAACUCCAGGUUCUGGCGGAGAGGCUGAACUAUUCCCUGCUAGAGCACCUGCGCAUUGAUCGGGAGCUGGAGUUCAUGUUGCCGAAUGGCACCGAGAUCAACCACCACGAUAGUCUGAAUGCGACCAGCUUGGCAGCAGUUGACAUCAACAACUUUCGGUGCAUCCGGGUCCACAGUAUGCAACAGGUCCCUCAGGAGUCAGUUCUGCCCUACCACCGCUGGUGGCUGUCCCUCGAGGGGCCGAUCCACCCUGAGCUGCAGCGGAACAACUUCAGCUAUGUGAGCGGCCUUUUUGCGCGGCCGUCGCUGGCCGAGAACGCAAGCCACCCAGUGUCGCUGAAGGAGGAGCAUUUCUUGAAGCUGUGGGUGCCCUUUCUGGCAGAGGACCGGUGGGCGGUGGUUCAAAGCACUGCGGCGAUGGACAAGUGGACGGACUCCCUGGGAGGACGCUGGGGGGCGCCUUACGAGGACACCUUCUUCUUCCGGGCGAAUAUCAUCGUCCCGGGAGCUCUGCAAAUGGAUGGUUGGUUUCAACACCAUCCCCUGACUGGGAGUUGGGCUGCUGGUCCGGUGCCGAACGUGAGCCGUCUGCCGCGAGUUGGCCACCGCCUGAAGAUCGUGCUGCCGAUCCCCACCACGCAGGUGCAGGUGCACGAGCACUUCAACGACCUCACGGGUGUGCUGAUCGCAUGGCUUGGGCGCCUCGCGUCGGGCGCCUUCAUCUUCUCGGUGCUCACGAUGAUGUUCCCCUCCGUGCGGGAGGAGAAGUUCCGGCUCUUCCUCCACCUGCCUUCGCUGGGUUUCGGCUGCCCGGAGACCGAACCCUUGCAGCCCUUGCAGCCCUGA